Molecule: messenger RNA, 6704 nt
Organism: Ctenopharyngodon idella (grass carp)
Lineage: Eukaryota; Metazoa; Chordata; Actinopteri; Cypriniformes; Xenocyprididae
Product: potassium voltage-gated channel subfamily KQT member 4
Exons: 14
Coding region: 1243-3288 (681 amino acids)
Biological process (GO): potassium ion transport; transmembrane transport
Cellular component (GO): membrane
Molecular function (GO): voltage-gated potassium channel activity
Source: RefSeq, a predicted model, not a curated record
CGCUCCGCGCAGCACGUGCCGGUUACGCACUCUGUCAGUCCACACCGUUGAGCGUCUUGGACUGUAUUAUAUGUCACGGACUUUUGGGACAAUCUUGAAAUGACCGAACUACAGUCACGACUUUGAAUUCAUCUCACACGGACCCGCUCCGCUCCUCCCUAAAGAACCGAAAUAAGCGUCGCGCGCCGGAGGGGGAAAACCGGGCAUGUCGUUUACUUCUAAACGUUUCUGCUGUGUGCUUAGACAGUAUUUGUCGGGAAAACUUGAGUUAUGGGAUGCUUUUGGCUUUUUUUGUGCCGCAGGCUGUGUUCCAAAACUUUUGAGUAAUUAAUGCGCACGUUAGUGUCUCACCAUGAAGUGCUCAUUGUCCAGUUACGAUUUAAGAUGAAAAUUCAGCUGAAAUAUUCAUAUCAAUGUGGAGUCAGGGCUGUAUGGACGUAUCUUUGUGAUUAGUGAUAGCGGUAAUGAGGCUUUUCGACUGUAUCACCUGAAACAAGCCACUUUUGUUCACUUGCAGGUUGUAGGAAUGAGCUUGCUGUCUUUUAAAGGGAUGACAUGUUUUUACGUUUAAUUAGUAGGCUAAAUGUGUUACAUACCCUAAUACUAAUUUAUUAGUAUAGUAUUAUUUUUUUUCUGAUUACAACAAUCACUUUUGUUUAGAAAAAUAUUUGAUAGAGUAAGUUUUGCUGUGUAGUUUGGUUUGUUUAAUAUUUUUAAACGCUUUUCUGCUUAAUCGGUUAUCGGUUGUUUAGCAUCGGGUCUCGCGAUAACUUCUAAAAAAAAAAUAGCGUCCAACAGCGAUAUUACCGGGAACAGGAAACAAAAGUGUCCACAGGUAAAUUAAUUAAUUUUUUAUUGUUAUUUACACAAAUUAUUAAAAAAAAAAAAUGUAUGUAAUAGACAUUAAUUCUUAAGUGCGAUGUUUAUAAUUAUCGUUUGUCAAGAUUAGCGAAGAAUUUAGAAUUAGCUACAGAGACUAAUGCAACUAAACAGGUUAUUUAAGAAACAUUAUUAUUAUUAAAUUCAUUCAUUAAUAAUGCAUUAAUUUUGAUUAUAUUCUCAAUAAUAAACAAGCGUUUUUAUUAUUGUUGUAUGAUAAUUAUUUAGCUAUCAUUGUGUUAGAAAUCAGAAAUAAAACAUCAAAAAUCAGCUGUAGGAAACGUAAUACAAAUAAUCAUUAUCGGUCGUAAAAACAAACUGUAUCGGUAUAUGGUGCACUAGUUUGCUUGUGUAAACACAAUAAUGUUGGGUAGCCCUUCAAAUAACGGAGGCAUUAGGAUGCUGGCGCCCCCUGCACCCAACGAUGACAGGCGGGUCGAGUUUGUGGCUCUCACGGCUGUUCACACUGAAAGAAGCGAGCCGUCCACCCCAGAGCGAGGACACCCGUCUCACCGCACCGGCUUACUGGGCACGCCGCUGCCGGUGCCACCGGGGCCGAGGGCGACCCCUUCUGCCUCCAGCAAACGCUACAGAAAGUUACAGAACUGCCUGUACAACGUGCUUGAGAGACCCAGAGGAUGGGCAUUCAUCUAUCACGCCUUCAUUUUUCUCCUAGUGUUCAGCUGUCUGGUGCUUUCUGUUUUCUCCACCAUUCCAGACCAUCAUAAAUUUGCCAACGAAGCGCUCUUCAUCCUGGAGUUUGUGAUGAUCGUGGUUUUUGGGCUGGAGUACUUUGUGAGGGUCUGGGCAGCCGGAUGCUGCUGCCGGUACAGAGGAUGGCAGGGUCGGCUACGGUUUGCCAGAAAGCCCUUCUGCGUCAUAGACUUCAUUGUCUUCGUGGCGUCGCUGGCAGUGAUAGCGGCAGGCACACAGGGGAACAUCUUCGCCACAUCUGCUCUGCGCAGCAUGCGUUUUCUGCAGAUCUUGCGCAUGGUGCGUAUGGACCGCCGGGGAGGAACCUGGAAGCUGCUGGGCUCUGUGGUGUACGCUCAUAGCAAGGAGCUGAUCACAGCCUGGUACAUUGGGUUCCUGGUACUGAUCUUUGCCUCCUUCUUGGUCUAUUUGGCUGAGAAGGAAGACAACCAGGAGUUUUCCACUUAUGCUGACUCCCUCUGGUGGGGAACAAUAACCCUCACUACGAUCGGCUAUGGUGACAAGACGCCACGCACCUGGCAAGGUCGGCUUUUAGCGGCUUGCUUUGCCCUGCUGGGAGUGUCCUUCUUUGCCCUGCCCGCUGGCAUCCUGGGUUCGGGAUUUGCUCUGAAAGUGCAGGAGCAGCACCGGCAGAAACACUUUGAGAAGAGGAGGACUCCCGCUGCCAACCUCAUACAGGCUGCAUGGCGUCUCUACUCUACAGAUGCUCAGCACUCAUAUCUCACAGCUACCUGGUAUUUUUAUGACAGUAUGCUGCCGUCCUUCAGAGAACUGACAUUACUGUUCAGUCACCUCCAACGGCAGCGUAGCGCCAAGAAGGUUCUCCACAACUCCUACCACACCCUGCUGUCGGGGCUCCGGCCGUACAGCUCCCCCUACCUGUCGGGGGACAGUGGGAAGAUGGGCUUCCGUGACCGCAUUAGGAUGAACAAUUCACGCUCCUCUCAGGCUAUCCGGAGCAAGGCUUCUCCUUUGCCCCCAGGUAAUGUGCGGUGCUCGCCCAGCACGGAGAACGUUCCAGAAGCCACCAGCCCAGGCAAGGUCCAGAAAAGCUGGAGCUUCAAUGAUCGGACUCGAUUCCGUACCUCUCUCCGCCUAAAACCACGGCCUGCUGCAGAUGUGGAGGGAGUAGGAGAAGAGCACACAGAGGACAAAUCUUACUGUGAUGUCGCCAUGGAGGAUGUGAUUCCAGCAGUGAAGACCCUAAUUCGAGCCGUUAGGAUUCUGAAAUUUCUGGUGGCCAAGAGGAAGUUUAAAGAAACCCUGCGGCCGUACGAUGUAAAAGAUGUGAUUGAGCAGUAUUCAGCAGGACACCUCGAUAUGCUGGGCAGAAUCAAAAGCCUGCAGAUGAGGGUGGAUCAGAUCAUAGGCCGUGGAUCCAUUCCAUCAGAUAAAAAGGUGAGGCCUGAAAAAGGAGAGAAAACUCCUCCUGAACUGGAUCAGAUGGAUGAAUUAAGCAUGAUGGGACGAGUGAUGAAAGUGGAGAAACAGGUGCAGUCCAUCGAAAACAAGCUGGACCUGCUACUAAACUUCUACUCCCAGUGCCUGAAAAAGGGCUCGUCCCACUUCACCCUGUCGUCCCUGCUGGAGCCGGACUUGACCUCUGACUACCACAGUCCAACUGAUCAACGUGACCUGUUCCCCUCAGCAAACACCCUUAAUAUCUCCCACUCAGACAGUGGCAACAUGGAAUGACCCCCAGAGACCCAGCCAGCAGCAGACAAAUCAUCCAAAGUCUAAAUACCUCCCUACACUAACCUAGCACAGUUCCUCUAAACAACUGCUGUAUCCUUGCAUGGGUUCAUCCUUUGCACAGUGGAUGGUGGCUUCUGGCCUACUUUUCUAGACUACGCCUUGCAAACUAUGCUCUUAUAUUUCACAAUGUCCGCAGUGUUUUUAUUUUAACGUGCCUGUAGUAUCUUUCUUCUUUUUUGUUUCAACUGAUUCAGGAAAGUUUUAGAGAAACGUCCUCACAGGGAUGAAGACAUUAUUGAGGUUCUGUGUUGAACAUUUGGACUCGAUGGCAGAGUUUUAGCUGAGACCAUCGCUUUUUAUCAGUCUUCCAAAAUAGGAGGGGACGAAUCACUUGACUGCUACAAAACUGAGUUCCUUUUACCUUUUCAUUGAUGGUGUUUCUUUUUGGAAGUCUCUGUGCCAAUAUUGUUUCUUGAUUUUUUUUGAGUUUUUGAUAAUCAAUAGGCCCCCAGAGCUGUUCUAUUUUUCUCUCUGUCUUUUUUUCUAAGAAAUCAGGGCAUUGUGAACUGAACUUGAUUUUUGGACUCUCUUUCUCGGCCUUAAACUUUGGCCCGAUGCAAUAGACUCCUUGUGCCACAAUGAAUGUACUGCAUCCAGUACUCUUCCUUUAUUUAUCAUUGACAUAUCCUCUGUGAAAACGGCUUCGCAGAUUGCUAUAAAGAACAGCAUGAUGGGCCGACGGACAGUAUUUCCACCAAAGCAUCAUCUCCUGUCAUUUUUAUCUUGCAUGGUUUCUCUUGGCAUUUCAGGAAGGAAGGAACUUAAAAAUGUGAGGCCCUCAGGCCCUCUCUCUUCUUCUGCGACAGCACCCUGCCACUGCAUCAUCUCUCAGAAGCCCACCAUGCAAAAAAAACCCCAAGAACAUCAAAUAAAUAAAAAUAUUCUUUGAUUAAAUAGCCAGCAUUAAAGUGCAUGUUAAUAGUUUGAGUAGUUCAGGCAAGUUUAGUUAUAGAGGCUGAUCUUAUUGCCUUCUUUCUGAUCCUCAGCCUCUCUGCCUUGCAGCCCAUCUCCUCAUUCUGCAUGUGCAUCAGUUCAAUAAGUGGGUCAAAAGAAGUCUGUCUUCUCCCCAAAUAUGACUCUCGAUUAGUUGAGAUUUAAAGGGAUAAUUCACUCAAAAAUUAAAGAGGACCUAUUAUGCUUAUUUACAUUUUCAACUUUCUUUAGUGUGUAAUGUUGCUGCUUGAGCAUUAAAAAUGUCUUUGGUGUCCCCAGAAUGUGUCUGUGAAGUUUCAGCUCAAAAUACCCCACAGAUCAUUUAUUAUAGCUUGUCAAAUUUGCCCCUAUUUGGGUGUGUGUCCCUUUAAAUGCAAAUGAGCUGCUGCUCCCAGCCCCCUUUCCAGAAGAGGGUGGAGCUUUAACAGCUCGUGCUUCGGUUGCUCAACAACAACAAAGCUGGAGAAUCUCACGCAGCCAAAAUGAGGAUUGUCAGUAACGGUGUUCAGCCUUACAUUGUUCAAACCGGAGUCGACACUGAUGGAGAGACUCAGGAAGAAGUUACAACUUUUAGACGUUUCUGAAUGGUUAGUGAAUAAAUUUAUGUAGUUGCUGUGGAGUUGAUUCAACUCAUCGACUAGCAUGUGACGUCAUGUUAAUCGUUUGUGCAAAUCCAGCGUUAAAUUGACCCUCGUUUGUGAAGCAGUCCGGCGUAAAAUGACGGCAUGUUAACAACACACUACUACAACAACUCUUCCUCUGAAAAUUUUGAGGUUAGUGAUGUCACUAACCCAGGAAGAAGCUUGUUGUAGUCCCUACCAGCCGUUUGUUGUAGUCCUUAAACAGAAUUCUUUAAAAGAAAACAUCGUAACUUUGCAGAUGUUGUUUAUGCUCAAACAGCAUCAUUACACACUAACUAAAGUUAAAAAAGUGAAAUCAUAAUCAACCACCCCUUUAAUAAGCACCAUGUCAGUCCAGCGGGAGUUAUUCUCUAUAUCAGUGUCACUGUUUCUGAAACGCCUCCAUUGUAGUCUUGAGUUUUCUCCUGGGAACGAACAUGUCACUAUAUUCCUCAUUUAAAUAAUUCCGGCUAAGGCGUAUGCAAAAUAAAGGGGCGGGGCCUGAUUGAGUUAGUUAGUAGUGUGUUGAAACUUGCAGUUAUGGUAAGAGGUGUGACUUUUCCCAAACAUGCUCAAAGCGGUUGACCAAUCACAACACACUGGUCCAGUCGACCAAUCAGAGCACACUGCGCUUUUCAGAAGGAGGGGCUACAUAGAGACAGCAACUAAACAGAGCGUUACUGACAGACUGAGAAGAGAGGAGCUGCAACAAUGGAGAAUAUGUGAAAAAUAAUGUGUUUUUGAACAUUCAAGCAUGAAAACCUAUUCUAGUAGAGCCCAAGAACAAAAUCAAGACUUUGAAAAAGGGCAUAAUAGGUCCUCUUUAAAAUUCUGUAAUUUUUGUUGCUCUAAUUUUCUUCUGUGGAACACGAUUGAUAUUUCUCAGUGAUCCAUACAAUGAAAGUCAUGGACCCUAUUAAAGCCAUACACAUUUGAAACAACGUGAGGGUGAGAAAAUGAUGUCAGAAUUGUAUUUUUUGGGUGAACAAUCCCUUUAAGGCUAUGAUCUUUCACCAGAUUAUGUCCUCACAUCACCCCAUAGAGAUCAAUAGGUCAAAGGUCCUUCUGGCACGAUGAAACACUUAACAUGCAUUAUUUUUCUCGUCUGAUCAUUCGAUCAGUGUCGUCUCACACGUGACCUUAACCUCAGCCAUGUACAGACUUGCCACUAUUUUGAAGAAUUGAGUAAACUGGGAGAAGUCAUUGAGAUGAGCAUUGAUGCAUGAUCUUGACAUUAGUAUCUAUGCAUGCAGUUAUGGGACAGGAUCUAGCUUUAUAUGACAUGCAGUUCAGGUAACAGACAGCAUGGAGGGGGUUGUAGGGAAUACAGCACUCCUCUGCCUUACUGACAUAGCUAGAGCACACUGACCAUGUGUUUACGGUACAACGGUGGACCUAAGAGAUUGUUUAGGCCACUUGUCAUAGCAUUAAUUCAUCAUUCUAAUGGACAGAACUGGAGUUCACAAUUUAAGCAGAAUUUUCUACAAUUACUUUUCUCUUGCAUCUUCACAGAUUCAAAUAUAUGCUUUUUUUAAAAUCUCAUUCUUCUUUAUCCACGUUUGUUUCUACUGGAAUGUAUUUGAAGAAGAAAAAAACACUUGUUUUCAGUAGUUCUUGUUUCCUACACACACUUUCUCUGACUUUUCUGUCCCUUUAAACAGAACACUGAACCUUUCAGGCAUUAAGUAAUACUUUUUUUCCUCAUUGAUAUGAUUGGUAACUGCUAAUGUGAGAGGUAACUUGAUCCAUAAUAUGUAUGUUUAACUCUGACGUGAUUGUAAAAACUGAAUAAAUCCAGAUUUU